GGUAUCACUGGUCCUUCGGGCCCCAUCGGCCCCCCAGGCCCCCCUGGCUUGCCGGGCCCUCCUGGUCCAAAAGGUGCUAAGGGAUCCUCAGGUCCAACUGGCCCGAAGGGUGAAGCAGGCCAGCCAGGACCCCCUGGCCUGCCGGGCCCCCCAGGCGAGGUCAUCCAGCCCCUGCCGAUCCAGGCGUCCAGGACCCGGCGGAACAUUGACGCCAGCCAGCUGAUGGACGACGGGGAGGGCCAGCAUUACAUGGACUACGCGGACGGCAUGGAGGAGAUCUUCGGCUCCCUCAACUCCCUGAAGCUGGAGAUCGAGCAGAUGAAGCGGCCCCUGGGCACGCGGCAGAACCCCGCGCGCACCUGCAAAGACCUUCAGCUCUGCCACCCUGACUUCCCCGACGGUGAAUACUGGGUGGAUCCGAACCAAGGCUGCUCCAGGGACUCCUUCAAAGUCUACUGCAACUUCACAGCCGGGGGGUCGACGUGCGUCUUCCCCGACAAGAAGUCUGAGGGGGCCAGAAUCACUUCUUGGCCCAAAGAAAACCCGGGUUCCUGGUUCAGUGAAUUCAAGCGUGGCAAACUGCUCUCCUAUGUGGACGCGGAGGGCAGCCCCGUGGGCGUGGUCCAGAUGACCUUCCUGCGGCUGCUUAGUGUGUCCGCCCACCAGAACAUCACCUAUCACUGCUACCAGUCGGUGGCCUGGCAGGACGCCGCCACGGGCAGCUACGACAAGGCCGUGCGCCUCCUGGGCUCCAACGACGAGGAGGUGUCCCACGAUAACAGCCCCUACGUCCGCGCCCUGGUGGACGGCUGCGCCACAAAGAAGGGGUAUCAGAAGACCGUUCUGGAAAUCGACACCCCCAAGGUGGAGCAAGUGCCCAUCGUGGACAUCAUGUUCAACGACUUUGGCGAAGCGUCACAGAAAUUCGGAUUUGAAGUGGGGCCGGCUUGCUUCCUGGGCUAGGAGCCGCGAGCCUGGCCCCCAGAGCAACCUCGUGACCUCAGCGCGCCGCUCGCGGGUGUCCUGGACGGUGAAGGCCCCUCGCCCCUCCCCACCACGCCGGGCCCACUCCACACCCAGAGAGAGCAAAGGGAAAGAGCCGAGUCCCCGCCCCGGAGACGAAUCACAUGACCUAGAUGCCCCGCAGCCGCCCGCUUCCUCCAGCUCCGUUCCGUCUACACCACGCUCCCCAGGGGAGGGAACGGGGCCCACGCGUCUUGCCCCCGAGCCCGCGGAGCUCGUCCACGGAGAGUCCACAGGGGCCCGGGUGGGGCUGCAGUAUUUGGAGAUCAUGUUUUGUUUUUUGGGUUUUUUUGGAAAAAAUUCAACUUGAAGAUGUGUACUUACCCUGACCUUCAACAAUUGUUCCGAGGCAAAGCCUUGUAAAGGUCACCUCACCCUCCAGAGCCUCUGUUUUUCACAAGAUCCACUCGCAGAGGCCAAAUGUCAUCCUACACGUGCCUUUCCGAUGGAUUAAAGGUGCUUUUGUUUGUGUGAGUCUUAAGUAAAUAUGUGUAUUGUAUUGUCAUAAGUGUUCAGUGACCCCGACUUUCAGUCAUGCCUGUAAACCCCGCUUCGGUCCCACCGGGAGAAUUGAAAAAACAGGUGGGGUGUCCGUUGUGGGACGCAGUCCACACCCCUGCCCGCUCAAGGACGCGUGAGAAAUUAGAAGCUUGCCAAGGGCAGCAAGAAUUCACCCCACCAUUUAAAGAGCAGGUGCCGGUGCCCCUUUCAGACAAGUCUUUGAUUAGCUCUGGAUUUUAGUUUUUAACAGGGAGAAAAGGAAAAAAGGAUUUUAUACUUUGCCUCCUCCACAUGCGCUUAGAUGAAAACGCAGGCUUAAAUUAAUUUUAAUUGCUUCCUUUUUCCAUGUUCCUUCCUGCAGAGCCUGAUGGGAGGAUGUCCAGGGCAGGGAAACCACAUUUUCUGUAGAUGAUAAUUAAAUGAAAAUUGGUGCUUAUUUUUACACUUCUCUUUCGUGGUGCUAUCUGUUAAGAUCUCCUUGAAGGUGACACUGGGGGUAGCUGCCAUGCCUCGCUCUCCCAUCUC
Physeter macrocephalus (sperm whale) is the source of this 2049-nucleotide messenger RNA. Its product is annotated as collagen alpha-1(V) chain-like. Gene Ontology annotation, molecular function: extracellular matrix structural constituent conferring tensile strength. The record is from RefSeq and is a predicted model, not a curated record. Gene Ontology annotation, biological process: extracellular matrix organization. Lineage: Eukaryota; Metazoa; Chordata; Mammalia; Artiodactyla; Physeteridae. The annotation marks the transcript as partial. The transcript has 8 exons.